AUGGAAUCAUCUGCAGUCCCAGGGUCAUCUGUACCAGCAAUGUUGCCUCGCGCCACGCAGUCUGCUCAAGAUACGGAGACAUCACGUCCAUCCCCUGCUAUGCCCCAGAGACUCUUCCCUCCGGUAUCGCGGCGUGAGCUGACUGGCGCCCUGUCAUCCCCGGCGAUGCAAGUCAAGAAUCUCCUACGAUCAAAUCAGGGCGCCCUGGCAAGACGUGUGCCGGCGAUCCGCUCCGAGCUGGAUCAGAAGAAGGACCUGGAGCGCCGGGUUCGCAAGAGAAUUGCGCCCUACAAGAAUUAUACAGAAGUGCUGCCGCCAUUCUCCUUCCCUGAGAUGAUCGUCAUGGGCAUUGUAUGCUCUAGUUGGAACAGAGGUGUACCUGGCCUUCAUUACUGGAUCAUGCAGAAUUUUGGCUAUUAUCGCAACCUCGCUAUGAUGUACGAAAGCGGGUACGGCGGAGAGCGAGACAUGCGGCGUGCAGCAAACGUUCACCUAGAUUUCGCUUCAGCUUUUAGCGACCUGGACUUGCCAAUUUUUCGUCCUAAAUUCCAGGGCCCGCGUGAAGACGAAGAAGUCACUUAUGAGGUCUUUUCGUCCGGUCGCUGGGCAGCUGGCCCUGCCGCUACAGUCAGCCAAUUCUUACGCCCUUGUCUACUCGGAGAGUCUGAUUCUCGUUCACCGUUUCGCUUGAUGGAUCUCCCCGCGGAACUCAGGCUUCGCAUUUAUGAGUAUGCCCUUCUCUUGCCAAAAUCAGGUGUGCAAGUGUCGCACAAAGGUCCCGGGGGCUUUGCCGGCCUACAUGCGUUUUCCAGGGACUACAACCGACCUCCAACCAGAGUGUCGGCUUACGGGCCUGAUCGGGGCGCUCGCUUGCCUAGUCGAUUGAAAUGCCCUGCUCCAGCGGUCCACUUGGCACUGUUUGCUGUCAGUAAGGCCGUUUACAAGGAAGCCAUGCCAGUGUUUUAUGGCGGCAAUCUCUUCGUGUGCGAGGACGUCCAGGACCUGUACCGACUGCUCUCGAAGCUACGAGAGCAUUGCCUACACCACCUUCGCCAUAUCACCUUCUCCAUCACCAAGCGGUGCAAGCCAAUGGCUACAAAGGCAUUCAAGUUACUCGCCACACUUCCACGUCUCAAGGAGCUGGACAUCUGGAUCCAUGAACCAUCUUUCAGCACCGAGGGCAAUGGUUAUGUUGGCCUAUCAGGUUUUCUUCUGCCCGGCUUCCCACAGUUGCGCAGAGUCCGUGGUCUGAAGGCUGUAAGAUUCCAUGGAGAUUGUCCUACGGUCACUAGCGUACUGGGUAAGGAGAUGUUGCAACCAAAGAAGGAGAAGAAGAAGGCAGUGGUCCGCAAGCGGGAGGCAGUAUCCUUGACUGGGACCAAGGCCAAGAAGGCGAAGCUGACAUGA
Messenger RNA from Sphaerulina musiva SO2202, 1407 nucleotides. RefSeq lists its product as uncharacterized. The record is from RefSeq and is a predicted model, not a curated record. The transcript has a single exon. Bases 1 to 1407 code for a protein of 468 amino acids. Lineage: Eukaryota; Fungi; Ascomycota; Dothideomycetes; Mycosphaerellales; Mycosphaerellaceae.